AUGUCUGCUUUACGCAUCCCAUCCAUCUUACACUACCUCGAUCACAGCAAUAAAUUGGUGAAGAAAGUUGUUCGGAUCGAACACAAUGGCUCGACCCCACUCCUCUUUGUCGGAAGUAAGAUAGUGCUCGACCUCCAAAGCUCAGUCAUGUUAGUCUCCUUCGAAUCGAUCUUCCUCAGCCAUGAUCAAAUGCGACUUGCGUUUAAAAUAGUCUACGACAAAGAGUAUAUAUUCGUCGCAAUGAACAAAGUGGAAGCUGCUUUUUGGUACAAAGCCAUAGCUCCACUGACUCACCCAUAUGGUGUUUUUGGGUAUCCUUUAGAGAUCGCGGUGAAAAAGUCUGGGUGGCGGGUCCCCCUUGUUGUGUAUCGUGCCGUUGAAUUUCUAAGAACGACAAAAGGCUAUGAGCAGGAAGGGAUCUUUCGAAUGAAUGGGAGUGUAGCGGAACUCAAAGUGUUACGCGAAAUGGCGGAUCAAGACAAGGACUUUAUAAUCAACCCGAAGCAAGACUCUAUUAUGAUUGGACACUUCCUUAAGUAUUACUUGAACCAAAUGGUCGAACCUGUGAUCCCAUAUGAAAAAGCAACACAAUUCUCACAGCUGACUUCGAAUGAAAACCCUAAAGCAUUUAUUAUGAGUCUUUCCACAGAAACACAAGACACUUUGUGCUAUUUACUCAAGUUUUUAAGAGAAGUUGCGCAAUGCUCACAGAAGAAUAAGAUGACAUUCCAGAACCUUUCACUGUGUUUUGCACUUGCUAUAUGUCGAGAGGAAACAAAUGACAAAAAUGAACAAAUGUUAUUCCCUUCCCAUGUCAUCAACUCCCUCUCGUUACUUCUCAAUAGUUUUAAUACCGUGUUCGAUGAGAUCAUAGAGAGAAAUGAACGAUUUGGAAAUGAACCGCCAAAGUAUCCCGCAUUCCAACCAAUGGCACUCUUCCCCCUCAAUAUGGUGUUGUCCACAAAUAGAACACCUAUCACGAAACAAAGACUGUCGACUAUGGUCCGACCCCCUCACGAUCCGCGUAAAGACAAACUCCGUCCACAGAGCACAUUUUCGAAAUUUGUGAAACGGAUUUCGAUGUCAUUCACAGACUACCACAGUAAGAGCCUUGCGGGCUCCCCUGAAACAAAGUAG
Molecule: messenger RNA, 1137 nt
Organism: Entamoeba invadens IP1
Lineage: Eukaryota; Evosea; Mastigamoebida; Endamoebidae
Product: Rho-type GTPase activating protein, putative
Exons: 1
Coding region: 1-1137 (378 amino acids)
Biological process (GO): regulation of GTPase activity; signal transduction
Cellular component (GO): cytoplasm
Source: RefSeq, a predicted model, not a curated record